This is a messenger RNA of Phytomonas sp. Hart1, 662 nucleotides long. NCBI's taxonomy places the organism in Eukaryota, Euglenozoa, Kinetoplastea, Trypanosomatida, Trypanosomatidae. The record is from the annotation of a GenBank genome assembly.
GGUCUUAUUUUUCAAAUCCUCUGGGUAAAUGCGCAACUACAACAAUUUUAAUCGUGUCUGGAAGGCGCCGCGCCGCCCGUUCGAGAAGGAACGUCUGGAUCGUGAGAUGAAGUUGUGCGGCCAGUACGGUCUGCGCUGCAAACGGGAGAUCUGGCGUGUGAACAUGACGCUGUCAAAGAUGCGUCGGACUGCGCGUUUGUUGCUCACCCUGCCGGAGAACCAUCCCCGGAGACUCCUUGAGGGUGCCGCCAUCAUGCGCCGCUGCCAUGACUACGGCUUCCUUGAAGAGGAUAAGGAUAAGCUUGAUUACGUGCUAUCCCUCACCGUCCCAGAUAUCCUGGAGCGUCGUUUCCAGACAAUCGUCUUCAAGGCCGGUCUCGCGAAGUCCGUGCACCACGCGCGCGUACUCAUUAAACAGCGUCAUAUUUCGGUUGCAAAGCAGAUCGUUACGAUCCCGUCUUUUAUUGUGCGCGUGAGCAGCGAGCGGCACAUCGCGUUCGCCGACGCUUCACCGUUCGGGAAUGGCCGUCCAGGCCGCGUUCGACGAGUGCGCGCGAAGGCCAGCAAGCGCGCCGCCGCUGGUGGUAACGACGACGACGAAUAAAAAGAAAGACCAAUUUUAUAAUUUAUCUAAAUUGUGUUUUACUGAGAAAAAAAGUGAA